AUGACCAGAUUUGGCCUCAGGGUCAUCGUGACUGGCUUUCUACUCUCCCUGGGUCAUGGCAGUAAUAUACCUCGAUGCGACUCCCAUGGAUACGGCCAGCCACAACCGGCUUUCUGUACCAAUUUGAUACUCGAUGAGAUACCAAUCGGCAACCGGUUCAGUCGUCUUUUUUCCCUCAAAACGUCCAUCAAGCUCGAGGACAUCACUCAAACGCAAUGGUCACACAGGGUAGAGCUUCCAUUCCUGCGCGAGAACGACGGCUGCAAGGUAGCAUUACUGGCUGUUCGCUUUAUCAAUGGCAGCAUUUCGCAUGACACAAGUACAUGGAAAGGUAUUCACGGUGAGGCUCAACGCUUGAAACGCUCAUGUGGGGGUACUUCUGCCGCUCCCCUGGGUGGAAAUCUCGUAGUCGGUGAUCAUUCUCGGCUUGCCAUAAUACUAUAUGCGCCGGGAUCCGUUUAUGAUGACAUUGUAAAGGUAGAUCUGGCGGCAGGUACACUCAUUGUCGCCGAUGAGGACCCGGAGCCAGAUUUAGGCACUACUACUGGUAUCGUUAAGCCGAGCAGCCUAUCUUGUAGGGGCGCAUUGCUGGCGUUGGGUAAUUCCACAGUUUGCAAUAUGACGAAAAUAGUCAAUGUAAGCGAAGCAAAGAAGUAG
Messenger RNA from Letharia columbiana, 657 nucleotides. RefSeq lists its product as uncharacterized. NCBI's taxonomy places the organism in Eukaryota, Fungi, Ascomycota, Lecanoromycetes, Lecanorales, Parmeliaceae. The coding region runs from base 1 to 657 and encodes 218 amino acids. The transcript has 3 exons. The record is from RefSeq and is a predicted model, not a curated record.